Molecule: messenger RNA, 1382 nt
Organism: Hibiscus syriacus
Lineage: Eukaryota; Viridiplantae; Streptophyta; Magnoliopsida; Malvales; Malvaceae
Exons: 7
Coding region: 176-1162 (328 amino acids)
Cellular component (GO): cytoplasm
Molecular function (GO): mRNA binding
Source: RefSeq, a predicted model, not a curated record
CGAUAGGCUUCGCCCGAAGAAGACUUCCAUAAUUUGCCGCAGUAUCCAGUUUUCGACAGGGUGCCCCCCCACCUCCUCCUUCACUUCUCUUCAGCUUCACCAAGCAACAACAAGCUCGUAUUAUUCGUUUCGAAUUGUAUAUAUAAACAAACGAUUAAUAGCGUGAGUGGAACGAAUGGGAGAAGGGAGAGAAGGAGACUGGGAGUGCAGCGGAUGCAAGAACAGGAACUACGCCUUUAGAUCUUUCUGCAACAGAUGCAAGCAGCCUCGUCUUCUUGUUGACACCAAAACCCCUGCUGAUUCCAAAUGGCUUCCUCGUAUUGGUGAUUGGAUCUGCACUGCUUGCACUAACAACAAUUAUGCAUCAAGAGAGAAAUGCAAAAAGUGCGGGCAACUGAAGGAGAUAGCGGCGAUGCCGGCAAUUGCGAUGCCCGGAGCUUCUCUCCCGACUUAUUCGCAAUAUUUUGCCAGGGCCCAAGGAACACUGGAACAGAAGAUGAACGUCGGAUUUUUAGGCAGUGGUUCUCCCCAGCAGUUGCUUCCUUUGAGUUUCAACUGGCAUGUAGGCGGUGCUGAUAAUUACGGACUUCAGUCAGCAUCCACGUGGCCUUUAGCUGGAAACCAAACUCCUAGGGUUCCUUAUGCCAGUCCUGGUACUCAGCCGCUUUCUGUUCCAAAGGGAUGGAGAAAUGGUGACUGGAUUUGCAACUGUGGCUUCCAUAAUUACUCUUCACGUUCCCAGUGCAAAAAUUGCAAUGCAUCCAUACUGCCGGCACUAGGAACUAAGCGAUUAGCAUCUGAGGAAUUUAUACACGAUUGGGAUCAUAAAAGAUUGAAUUCAGGACAUGGUUCUGGAUUUGAUCAAAUAGUAGGAGCCACUAGUGACCCAAAACCUGGAGCAUAUCCUUCCUAUCCCAGUCUAAACCCUGUUGUCGCUUCAAAUUGGUCAGGGCCCGUUCCAUUCCCUAUUCAAGCGGCAACAACAACCCUUCUAGGAAAAGGAGCAAAACAAUGGCGUAGCGGAGAUUGGAUGUGUGCAAAAUGCAACAAUCACAAUUAUGCAUCUCGAGCUCAAUGCAAUAGGUGUAAGACUCAGAGAGAGACUGUGACUCAGCCGGUAAAGCCGGCAUUGUCGCCAUUUAAUGCUGGUUUUGAUUCAUGAAGAUUUCUCUAGUACAUUGCUCGGGUUAUUUUGUUUCUCUCUCCUUACUUUCAUGUACAACAGAAAAACAGAAGCUAUAGGUUUGGUAUUCAUUAGUUAUGAUAGCAAUUCUGAGUUUUGAAUUGAGAAUGGUGCAGAGCUUUGUUUAACUUUUUGUAUAAUACUAUAUUGUAUAAUUUGAAUGGUAUUUCUUGUGUAAAUGGUUUAAAACCUUGUGAUG